AUGAAUCCAAACUCUGAACUUUUCAAAGUAGUCUUUCUGGGCGACAGUGGGUAUCUCUACCAGUCACUCAUUCUGGGCAGAGUUGGCAAGACGUCCUUCAUAAUGUGUUCCGAGUCGAGACCAUCUUCUGAGUACGAGCCCACCAUUGGGUCAGACUUUCAUGUCAAGCACUAUAAAGUGGACAAUUCGCAUGUCCGACUGCAGAUUUGGGACACUGCCGGGCAAGAGCGCUUCCACUCGAUAGAAAGCUCGUACUACCACCGGGUCGACUGCUGCGUACUAAUGUUUGACGUCACCAAAAAUCAAACUCUCGACUCUCUCUACAACUGGAAGGAAAAGUUCGCCAUCAUGGCAAAUAUUGAGAAUCUUGAACAUUUUCCAUUCUUUGUGGUUGCAAACAAAAUUGACUUGGACGAGUCAGGGGAUGGGAAACACACAAUGGCUGUUAAUGACUUGUGCAGCAGUGGUAAUUUCUCUUACUUCGAGUCUUCUGCUAAGAAACGGUGGAACGUGGAGAAUAUAUUUCAAAGCAUUGCAACUACGAUGACACAAACUCGAGGCGAGAGGUGCGAUCAAGUCUUGCUUAGUAGUGCACCAGUCAAACAUGGCCGACGCUCCUGUUGUUGA
This is a messenger RNA of Octopus sinensis (East Asian common octopus), 627 nucleotides long. Its product is annotated as probable Ras-related protein Rab7. The record is from RefSeq and is a predicted model, not a curated record. Gene Ontology annotation, cellular component: lysosome; late endosome; phagocytic vesicle. Lineage: Eukaryota; Metazoa; Mollusca; Cephalopoda; Octopoda; Octopodidae. Gene Ontology annotation, molecular function: GTPase activity; GTP binding. The transcript has a single exon. The coding region runs from base 1 to 627 and encodes 208 amino acids. Gene Ontology annotation, biological process: phagosome-lysosome fusion.